Lolium rigidum is the source of this 1057-nucleotide messenger RNA. RefSeq names its product E3 ubiquitin-protein ligase Os06g0535400-like. Gene Ontology annotation, biological process: protein ubiquitination. NCBI's taxonomy places the organism in Eukaryota, Viridiplantae, Streptophyta, Magnoliopsida, Poales, Poaceae. Bases 32 to 772 code for a protein of 246 amino acids. The record is from RefSeq and is a predicted model, not a curated record. The transcript has a single exon.
UGCGCGCGGCCUCGCCGGCGGCGCGGCGGCGAUGGAUUUCCCGUGGAUGGACCUGCCCUUCACCUUCCUCACCCUGCUCCUGGCCACCCGCCUCGCCUACGACUACUACGGCGUCGUCGCCGCCACCUUCACCGGCAGCUUCUCCCUCCAGAUCUUCCUCUUCUACUGCUUCGCGCGCUGGUACAACCAGACCAUGCGCCCCCGCGCCGACCUGCUCCCCUCCACGUCGCGGCAGCACGACGACGCCGGCGGCGGCCCGCCCGUCCUGACCCCGCUGCUGGAGGCGAAUUCCGGAGCCGGCGCCGGCGCCGCCGCGGCCGCGGGGACACUUCUGGCCAACCGCUGCCUCGCCUUCGUAUUCAUGGUCUUCGUCCCCCUCAUCAUCGUCGUCUUCGAGCGGAGCCAGGCGGACGUCGUGGCCUACGGCCUCUGCCUCGUCAACAUCGUCGUCAUGGUCAUCUGGCUCUCGCCCGACUCCGCGGGCUCCAUGUCCGCCGCCAAGUCGUUCCUGAGGCUCAGCGACGACGAGGACGACGACGGCGGCAGCGGCGGCGGCAGCGCCGAGGAGGACAAGUGCUGCGUCUGCCUCGCCGGCAUGCGGGAGGAGCAGAGCCUCCGGGACCUGCCGCGCUGCGGCCACCGCUUCCACGACAAGUGCAUCGGCAAGUGGCUCAGGGCCGGCCACCCGACCUGCCCCGUGUGCCGGGCGCUCGCCCUGCCGCCGCCGGCCCGAUACGCUGACCCGCUUGAUGACUCCAUUAGCCCUGUCUAGCUCUGCUUAUGAUCUGCAUCCAAUCUGGAAAUCAUUCCUAGACAAGAUCAGAUUAUCAGAUGCAGGCAACGCGCAGGUAUUGGCUAGUAGUCUGUUGAUGAUGUGCAGUUCGCUGAACCCAUUGUUUGGGUCGACUGGAAAUGUUCAGUUGUACUAGUACACUAUUUUUUGACAUGAUGUUCAGUUGUACAGGCCUGUAAAUAACAUCUCUUGCUCUCAAUAUUUUGUUGAUACCGAAGUCGUGCACGUUUUGCGAAAAUGUGCAAUGAUUGUACAUUCUAUUCA